Molecule: messenger RNA, 405 nt
Organism: Penaeus monodon (black tiger shrimp)
Lineage: Eukaryota; Metazoa; Arthropoda; Malacostraca; Decapoda; Penaeidae
Product: extensin-like
Exons: 1
Coding region: 1-405 (134 amino acids)
Source: RefSeq, a predicted model, not a curated record
AUGUUCUCCAAACAGCAAUUGUCUAUUACCCCUACCUCCCAUACCCCACCCGUCAUCAGACCACCUACGAAACUUACCUUUCAUAUCUCCCCCAGUCACAACACCCCCUACCUCCACUCCAAACACUUCCACACCCUCCACACCUAUACCUACGACCGGCAAUCCUUCCCUCCCAAAACACUCCCUUCUCUCCUUGCCUGGGCUAGCCAGCUGCCUCGCGCCCUUGCUGACUCGCCGACCUUCAACUCUGCUGAGCCAUCUACUUGCCCCUCACCCGGCGCUCCUAGCCAGCAGAUCCCGGUCCAUACAGACUCCCCUGCCUCCCCUAAGUCAACUAAGGCCCCUCCCGCCGUGAGACCCAAAACCAACACGCCAAAGAAGACCAAUGUUGAAGCUUCUACAUAA